Molecule: messenger RNA, 3869 nt
Organism: Drosophila novamexicana
Lineage: Eukaryota; Metazoa; Arthropoda; Insecta; Diptera; Drosophilidae
Gene: nAChRalpha4
Product: acetylcholine receptor subunit alpha-like
Exons: 12
Coding region: 885-2558 (557 amino acids)
Biological process (GO): signal transduction; chemical synaptic transmission; monoatomic ion transmembrane transport
Cellular component (GO): neuron projection; synapse; postsynaptic membrane
Molecular function (GO): acetylcholine-gated monoatomic cation-selective channel activity; transmembrane signaling receptor activity
Source: RefSeq, a predicted model, not a curated record
CAUUAUCCAAAGAUUUUACAGAAUUAAAAAACUAAAAACAUUUAAAUUUUAUGCUUUCGCAAAAUAAUGGCAACCAAAAUUGAACUGGCAGCAACGUGAUCGAUGCCCAAUUUUGGCACACGUAUAUGUACAUUCAAAACCGUGGUUACCAAAGCUGCCCAACUGUACAGCUGCAUAUAUCAGUCAACGGCCUAGAAAAAGGUCAAGGGCAUCUCCCUAUUCGCUCAUGCCCUUCUCAUCUCUCUGAACGAAUCGGGCGGACAAUUGCCAAUGCUCUGUCAUUGCAACACUCCCGCUUUUUGAGCCUAGGAGUCCUUGCCAACCAACUUAUCGAUGUAAGACUAACUUAUAAAUAAAUAUCUUCGCUGCCGAUAAUACCAAAUGCAAUAAUGCAUUCCCAAUUUGGUAGCUUUAACAAUAAAUCUGUGCCAUAUAUAUAGAUACAUACAUAUAUAUGUAUAUAGAUUUCAAGUCUCUGGUACAAGCAUAUGUAUGUAUGUAAUUGCAUUUAUACUCUACUCAGUCGUUAUGACCAACAAAACCAAAAUUAGUUAAUACUAAACAGGUCACCACUUUCAUAAUUGUUUCGAUAUUUAUUUAAUACUUUUUUUUAAUCGUUAAUAAUAAAAUGUUUUUCAUUGUGCGCAUGUGCACAAAACAUGAAUUGUAACCGAAAUUGCACCCAUGGUGGUAGUUUUCGUACAGAUCCUGAAUUUAUCAAUGUUGCAUUAUAUACAAAUACAAGUAAUUUUUAAAUGUCACAAUUGUCAACAUUUUUACGUAGUUUGCACGUAAUCCGCAAAAAAAAACAUUCAUAAAAAAGUAAAUAAAGCUGAAAUCUACAUUGCGAUAUAUUACCCAAGUUAAACACACGUUUUUCAACGAUGUUACCAUCUCAAGAAAGUCUAAAGGCUUGGAUACUAUCAGCUCUUAUGGUACACGGAGCAGUUGCAGGCAAUCCCGACGCUAAGCGACUUUACGACGAUCUUUUAAGUAACUAUAACAAACUGGUCCGACCAGUCGUUAAUACUACAGAUGUUCUUAAAGUUUGUAUAAAACUUAAACUUUCACAACUGAUUGAUGUAAAUCUUAAAAACCAGAUCAUGACUACAAAUCUUUGGGUGGAACAGUCAUGGUACGACUACAAAUUAAGGUGGGAACCCAAAGAAUAUGGUGGAGUCCAUAUGCUACACGUUCCAUCUGAUCACAUUUGGAGGCCAGACAUUGUACUUUACAAUAAUGCCGAUGGUAACUUCGAAGUGACGCUUGCAACAAAAGCUACAAUUUACUCUGAAGGAUUAGUUGAAUGGAAACCACCAGCAAUAUACAAGUCAUCCUGUGAGAUAGACGUAGAAUAUUUCCCAUUCGACGAACAAACAUGUGUUCUAAAAUUUGGCAGUUGGACUUAUGAUGGGUUUAAGGUUGACUUAAGGCACAUGGACGAGCAACAAGGUAGCAAUAUUGUAGACGUUGGUGUAGAUUUAUCGGAGUUUUACAUGUCUGUGGAAUGGGACAUUCUGGAAGUCCCAGCUGUACGGAAUGAAAAGUUUUACACCUGUUGUGAUGAGCCCUAUCUGGAUAUAACUUUUAACAUAACCAUGCGAAGAAAGACUCUUUUUUACACUGUUAACAUUAUAAUACCAUGCAUGGGUAUCUCAUUUUUAACGGUACUAACAUUCUACUUGCCUUCUGAUAGUGGAGAAAAGGUUACUCUAUCCAUCUCGAUUCUCAUUAGUCUUCAUGUGUUUUUUCUUUUGGUCGUGGAAAUUAUUCCUCCAACAUCGUUAGUUGUACCACUGUUGGGUAAAUACCUAAUAUUUGCUAUGAUAUUGGUUUCUAUAAGCAUUUGUGUGACUGUUGUCGUACUGAACGUUCAUUUUCGUUCUCCACAAACACACAGAAUGGCACCCUGGGUAAAACGUCUUUUCAUAAACUUUUUGCCUAAAUUUCUUUUUAUAAAAAGACCAACUUAUAACUUUGAAACAAGCAAAUUGCUUUUAAAGGAUGCUCACGCAUGUUUCUAUCCGUAUUACUCUUCGACUAAUAUUGAUCGGCUCCCAUCAGCAGGGUACUAUACGCAUACAGCUUCGAAAGAAGAACUAACAACACAAAGUUUAACCGGCACGGGACCUUUCGGUGGCAGCUGUCAAGUUCAUGGACCAUUGCCCCAAAUUACGCAUUCUAGUUCAGACGACUUAACAGCUGUUCCUGAUGUAGAUUCUGGAAAUUCGGGAAUGAAGAGCCCAAUAUUAAACAACCCCGCCUUCUCUCAUUCAAAAUGCCCACCUCGAGUUCAUCGGAGCUGCUUUUGUGUACGAUUUAUUGCAGAACAUACAAAAAUGCAGGAGGAUUCUACUAAAGUUAAAGAAGAUUGGAAAUAUGUCGCAAUGGUGCUGGAUAGACUCUUUUUAUGGAUCUUUACAUUAGCUGUUUUAGCGGGUACAGCUGGAAUAAUUUUACAAGCGCCAACUUUGUACGAUGAUCGGAUUCCCAUAAUCGAACAGAAAGAUUUGGAGUUUGCUGGAACUUCAGCCGGACGAUGUAGACCAGCGCAAUAGCGUUUUUAUACUAAUAUAACCUACAUAAUGUUGACCUGACCAUAUUUAAAUUAUUAACAUGGUUUAUUACGUUUUUUGUAAAAGUUUGUUUCAUGCACAUAUGUAUAAGUCAAUGUCAAUGUCAAAAUGUAAGCCGAAAAAUAGAUACUCAAUAUUGUUAACAGCUAGUUUCAACUCUUUCGACAUAGCAAGUACCUCCAUUUGCUUUAUGUUUAAAGGAAAUUGACGACAAAAUUAUUUUCAGUACUAAUGCACGCGGCAACAUUAACGACAUCGUCCAAAUGAGGCAGCAAAAAUAAUUCCUCUUUUUAAUUUUUAUUAUUAAACAUUAAGUCUUUUUAGUUUUUCUAAUUUUUUCUAGCUUGUAAAGAAAUUCAUCCACUGAAGCCAAUUGGGAACCAUUAUUAUAAUGCUUGUACUGUAUGGAGCAGUCCGUUUUCAGUCCAAACGAGCCAAACUACUUCCUAAGAUAUGUCUCCUUAGAUUAUCAGUAGUCUUUCUUCUAAAUUUUAUAACACUAGUUCAUUAAAUGUAGAAGAUACAGAUUAUAAUCUUUUCAAAUGGUGGAAUGUGCAUUCUUGAAUAAUUUUUGGGUGCAAUAAGAUCGAUAUAAAUAUUUAUACAGCAUAACAAGGACCUAGCGCAAAUCCGAACGAAAUAGAAAACGAGACAUUGUUUAAUUUGUGUUAGCUUUCUUGACCGAAUAUAACUUAGACUCAUAAUCCCAUUUGUUAGAACCGUACACAUGAUAAAAAUUUAAAAAACUUUCAAACAAGAUAAGCAAUAACUAAGGGAAGACCAAGGAACACAAUUACUUAUUUAAAUUUGGAAGCAAUGACUAUUUUUAAAACUGGCAUGAUAUUGACAUAUCCCAUUUUGUUAAUCUUGCUGCAUUAUACGAGGCUAACGAGUAUGGUUUAAGCUUCGCGUUUAGUUUUAUUUGUUAAAUCGGUCAUUUAGUUCACUCGUGCAGCUAUUCAGUCGGUCAUGAACGAUGAAUUCUGCUUAGUAUGCAGUCAAAUCAUAUGUGAAAUUAAAAUCCCGCUUUCUUUUAUGUUUAUUAAGAACUGAACAUCUCAAAAGAAUGUAUCGUUCAUGACCGACUGAACGAGUACAGUAUACAUCAUUCAUGACCCACUGAAUAGCUGAACGAGUGAACUAAAUGAGCGAUUUAAGAACUACUGAAUAAGCUCAGUAGUUCAUUUUAAUGACCCGUUCAACCGAACUUGGUCUGAACUAAACGACACACAAUCCAAACAAGAGGUUCUAGUCGGGAGCUCCCGACUAGGAGAUACCCUGAACCCUCUACUU